Cimex lectularius (bed bug) is the source of this 1127-nucleotide messenger RNA. It is a transcript of the gene Dhdds, whose product is annotated as dehydrodolichyl diphosphate synthase complex subunit DHDDS. The transcript is spliced from 6 exons. NCBI's taxonomy places the organism in Eukaryota, Metazoa, Arthropoda, Insecta, Hemiptera, Cimicidae. Gene Ontology annotation, molecular function: ditrans,polycis-polyprenyl diphosphate synthase [(2E,6E)-farnesyl diphosphate specific] activity. Gene Ontology annotation, cellular component: dehydrodolichyl diphosphate synthase complex; endoplasmic reticulum. The record is from RefSeq and is a predicted model, not a curated record. Gene Ontology annotation, biological process: polyprenol biosynthetic process. Bases 194 to 1066 code for a protein of 290 amino acids.
GGCUCUGUUCAGGUUCAUCUCGGUGGAUGUCUGAUAACGGGAUUUCCCCUGACCAUAAAAAUCCAUAAAGCAUAAAAUAGUUUUUCCAACCCUCUUCCGAAAGGAUUCUCAAGGGGAAAAUCGCCUUUUUUUAUCGUGCACAAGAAACCCCUUACGCUAUCCUCUGACUCCGCUCAAUUUCAAAAACACCAUUAUGUCCUGGAUUAGAGAUAGUUCACUUUCAUGGCCAAGCCUUUUACUUCUGCGUAUCCUAAAAUGUGGCAGGAUACCACAGCACAUCGCCUUCAUAAUGGACGGAAACAGGCGGUUCGCAAAGAAAGUCAAUAUUCAGAAAGUCAAGGGCCACUCGAAGGGGUUUGACAAAUUGUCAGAGACGCUUCAGUGGUGUCUCGAUAUCGGUGUGAAAGAGGUUACUGUUUAUGCAUUCAGCAUAGAGAACUACAAGAGGACCAAAGAAGAAGUUGAUGACCUUAUGAAUCUAUCAAGAGAGAAGUUGAAACGACUGUUGGAAGAAAAGGAAGUCAUAAACGAAUACGGCAUGAAAAUACGGAUCAUAGGCAAUAGAAGUCUACUUCCACAAGACAUAACUGAACUGAUGACAGAGGCUGAAGAUAUGUUUAAAAACAAUAAUAAAACAAUUCUAAACAUUGCAUUUUCCUACUCAGCUCAAGAUGAAAUAACGAAUGCAGUUAAUCUUUCCCUAAGAGGUUUGCAUGAAGGUAGUUUAAAUGAAGAAGACCUGAAUGUUAGUUUGCUUUCUCGAUGUCUCUACACCGCUGAUUCACCACAUCCUGAAUUAGUGAUUAGAACAUCAGGGGAAACACGGCUAAGUGACUUUCUUCUUUGGCAGAGCUCAUGCAGUUAUCUUCAUUUCACUGGAGUUCUUUGGCCUGAAUUCUCGGUAUGGGAUUUUCUCUGGGCGAUAUUCAAGUACCAGAGUGUCGCUGAGAAAUUAGAUGAGCUAAGGAAUAAUUUACAUCCGACUGGAAACUUCUCACCAAAAGCAGCUCAGUUCCUAAAUAAGAUCCAGUUGGGUCAGUUAAAAAACAGCAUUGUUCCAAUUUAGCAAUCUUUAACCACUGUAAAUUUAAGACCAAAAUAUAUUUUAUCUACUGUAACAGCUCUCA